AUGACGAUGGACAGUCGUGGUGAAGCGAACGGCGGCGUCGUGACUCGGCCUGCGGUCCGAUUGGUGCCCAUUCCUCCCAGCUCAAGCUCUAGUCCACGCUCGAGCCCGAAUCCCAAUUCCCAUUCGAACCCGACGAGCCCCAACCUGCACCUUGAUCCGAUCCCACCACCACCCAAACGCCUCGUACGCGACCCGCCGAAGGCCUACACUCCGUAUAGCGAUGCGAUGCCGCCGACGAAAGAAGGCUUGUCGGGCUGGUUUUCGCGCCACGGCAAGCAGAAGGGGACGGUGGCCUUAGAAAAGGGCAUCGCCUGGUCAGAUUGGCUCGGCGUUAAGAUGAACGGUUGGGCCGAGGCGGUGAGUUUUUGGUGCUUCACGCUGCUACAGAAUCGAGCUGUUCUUCGAGGAACAUGCCUUCUGCCGUGGGAGCCGUGGGCGCCGCGGGCGGAUCGCGCGAGGCAGAGAGUUUCGGCAGUUGCGAAGGUUCGGCUUAGCAGAUGCACGCUGUCUUGAUCCGUAUGCCGGAGCGGAGACUCGGCUCUGCGGGUGUUGGUGGCAACAGGCUUGUGGCAAGGGUAGGGAGCACUGGCGUGCGUCGCUUUGAGGUCAGAAACACGCCGCUCGCGGUCCGGCUCGUGGCGCAACAUCAAUCACCACGGAGCGAAACGGCCGCGGGAAUCUCGAGAUCACGUGCGCGCUCGGGGCCAAAACUGACCGCCCUCCCCCCUCCACCCCUCUGCCCCGAUCGGUAUCGACACUUCCCCAGACCGGCUCGGAACGGUUCUAUCCGGUAACGGGGGACUUUACGGCCGAGUUGGAAAAAGUGACGAGGAUUCUGCAGUCCUUUACCGUCGACGGGAUCGAAGGUGCCGUAGACGUGGAAUCGAAAACCGCUUCCGGAGCGCCUCGCAAGGUGCAGAAGAAAGUCAUUAGGUUCGUUCGCGGCCCCGUGCCCUACGCUUGCCCUCCGGGCGGUCGGUGCGUGGGCAAGACUGACUCUAGCUUAGGUUUCUCCAAACCCAGGAAAAUCCCGGCCAAGGUCAUUCGGGAGGCCAAAGGGGUUGCCAUCUUUACCAGCAUGCGUUCCGGCAUCGCUCCUCUGGGAGGCGCCGGUGGGGCCGGAAUGGUGAUUGCCCGCCUCGAGGACGGAAGUUGGUCCGCCCCGAGCUCAAUGAGCCCCAACAAUCUCAGUUUCGGGCUGAUGUUGGGUGUAGACAUAUAUGAUGCUGUCUUGAGUCAGUCACCAGACACCAGGGAGGAGGCGAUAGCGACGUAUCUCACGCUGACCAAACAUCCUGCGCUUGCCUGCCUGUACGAGCAGUUCUUCGAACUGCGGAAGUGCUUGACGCGUUCAUGGGUCGUAGGUUCACGAAGAGCAUGCCUCACACGCGUACUCGUCAGAAUGCUGAUCAGUCCCUUGCCACUUCGCCAGAUACCGUUACCCUCGGCGCGGAGCUCGGUGUCGCCGCUGGCCCCUAUGGCGCUGGCGCAGUCGCCGAAACGGGGAAAAGUCGAGUGCCAAUACUAAGCUACCGUGCGUGAAACAGACCUGAUCCGACCGAGCUAGCGCCGUACAUCGCUCGAGUUUGCUCACGCCACACCCCUAUGUCUCUUCCUCUGCGUUCUGCCCGCAGUCCGGAGUCGAGGAAUGUAUGCUGGUGUCGAGGCGGUCGCGCAAAUCUACGUCACGCGCAACGAGGAGAACGAGAACGCGUACUUCUGGCCCGGCAUUACCCCACGCGACAUCCUUACGGGCAAAGUGCGCGCGCCCCGCGAAGCCGAAGCACUGCACCAGGCGCUCGAGGCAGCCGAGACCGGCGAGGCGCAGCGGGCCAACGGCGACGAGUUCGAGUUUGAACAGCCCUUUUUCGAGUCCGAGGAUCUGGCCUCGUCGUUGGGUGAAGGGGAGGUGUUAAGGUUACCGCCCACACCGGCGCAGGUCGAGGAGGAAGAAGCGGAGGAGAGUAGGGCCGAAGCGAUCAAAGAGAGAAGCGAGAAGAGGUAUCUGAGGUAA
Microbotryum saponariae is the source of this 2014-nucleotide messenger RNA. The record is from the annotation of a GenBank genome assembly. Lineage: Eukaryota; Fungi; Basidiomycota; Microbotryomycetes; Microbotryales; Microbotryaceae.